UAUCUUCUCUUUAAGUUAGGGUGGCUGGCUGGCUGGGGCAACCCACCACUAAAGUGAUGAACAAAAAAGAUAUCACUAUCAUCAUACUGUAGCAAUUUCAAAAGGGUUUCCUAUAUAUGAUCCAUUAGUUGAUAGUCUUGUCUUUGCCUGAAUUGGAACCUUGUAAUCUCACUUCAGUUGUUUGUCUCCUCCACACCUAUGGAAAGUGGCUUCUCCUCCCCAAGAACUGACUCUUUUCCGGCAGGUCUCCGAGUUCUUGUAGUAGAUGAUGAUCCCACCUGGCUUAGGAUCCUCGAAAAGAUGCUGAAGAAAUGUUCUUACGAAGUCACUACUUGUUGCUUAGCUAGAGAUGCAUUGGAUUUACUUCGCGAGAGAAGAGAUGGUUUCGACAUUGUAAUAAGCGAUGUCAACAUGCCCGAUAUGAACGGUUUUAAGCUUCUAGAGCAUGUGGGACUUGAAAUGGAUCUUCCUGUCAUCAUGAUGUCAGUUGAUGGGGAAACAAGCAGAGUUAUGAAAGGUGUUCAACAUGGAGCAUGUGAUUAUCUUCUAAAACCUAUAAGAAUGAAAGAACUAAGAAACAUAUGGCAACAUGUCUUCAGAAAAAAGAUACAUCAUGAAGUUAGAGACGUCGAAAGCAGUUUAGAUGGUUUCGAAGAUGUUCAAAUCAUGAGAACCAUAUUCGAUCAUUACGAUGAGCACCCCCAUCUUCAAGGUGGUUCUGAUUUCUCAUCCUCGAAGAAGAGGAAGGACGUUGAUAAUGGAGACCAGUCUUCCAUGAAGAAAGCGCGAGUAAUUUGGACAGUCGAUCUUCACCAAAAAUUCGUGAGAGCAGUCAAUCAUAUCGGAUAUGAAAAAGUCGGUCCUAAGAAAAUCCUCGACUUAAUGAACGUGCCCUGGCUGACAAGAGAGAACGUCGCUAGUCAUCUGCAGAAAUACCGUCUCUAUUUAAGCAGAUUGCAAAAGGAAAACGAGCUGAAAUCUUCCAAUGAGCCGAAAACUUUAAGCCAAAAUAUUAACAACAACGAUAAGAAAAUCCACGAAUGCGAUUUGAAAUGCAUAGUUUCUCCACACCUUGAAGGUUUACUUGAUACCCGGAAAGCAAGCAGUUCAAAAACAACAAACCAGACCAAACAGAAACAAUCCGAAAACAUGUUCAACAACCUGUCAUAUGUUUCCAAGAUCAAUGAGAUAACAUGGCCAGUGAAGAGUUACAGUUUUGAACAGGUAUUCAAGAACGACAUAGAACAGAAGAUUUCAGAAACCGAACCAAUUGAAUUCCAAGAGGCAACAGAUUACGACUUAGACCUUCUGUAUGAUCCACAAAGGUCUGAUUACGACAUCCCUUUCGGAUUUACAGAUUACUCACCAGUUGGUCAAGGUUUAUUCAUCAUCUGAUAUCCUUUAGGCUAGAAUUUCUGAUGAGUAAAUAAGAAACUAGAACCAGAUUGAAUUGAUCAUGUCUGUGAUGAUUGCAUAUAUAUAUAUAUAUGAUGAAUCCAUCUUAUAUUACAAAGUCUUUUUAAGAGAAUUAUUUGACAUUAACCUCAACAAUUUUGGACAGUGUAGGUGGUUUUGGUACAGUAAUAUACAAGACACCAUCUUUGACCUCUGCAUUGAUAUUCUCAAACAAUACAUUUUCAGGCAAAGCUAUUCUGCAGCUGUAUUUUCCAUAGCUUUUAGCAGACCAUUCUUCAUUCUCUUUGGGCAAUUUCUCAGCUUUCACAGCAAGCAUUUUCUCCUCAACCCAAACCUUUACAUCUUCCUUAGUCAUUCCUGGCACGUCAAAUCUCAUCUUGUAGUCUGUCUCACCUUCCUUUAUCUCCCAUGGCGUCCUUCCACGACCAAACCCACCGCUAGCCUG
Impatiens glandulifera is the source of this 1861-nucleotide messenger RNA. RefSeq names its product two-component response regulator ORR26. The record is from RefSeq and is a predicted model, not a curated record. Gene Ontology annotation, biological process: phosphorelay signal transduction system; cytokinin-activated signaling pathway. Bases 199 to 1395 code for a protein of 398 amino acids. Lineage: Eukaryota; Viridiplantae; Streptophyta; Magnoliopsida; Ericales; Balsaminaceae. The transcript is spliced from 4 exons. Gene Ontology annotation, molecular function: DNA binding.